Messenger RNA from Gopherus flavomarginatus (Mexican gopher tortoise), 1398 nucleotides. RefSeq lists its product as uncharacterized. Bases 1 to 1398 code for a protein of 465 amino acids. Lineage: Eukaryota; Metazoa; Chordata; Testudines; Testudinidae. The record is from RefSeq and is a predicted model, not a curated record. The transcript has 2 exons.
AUGGAAACAAGUAACAGUGAGACAACCUCAGCCACAUCCUCUCCACUGCCAACGCUGACCAGCUCUUCCACCCACAGCUCCUUCUUGACUUCUGUCUCUCACACAUCCCUUUCCGAAACCACGUCCAGUGAAAUGACUCUGGCAACAACAGUUUCUGCUCCAGCUUCAACAGAAUUUAUCAACCGUGAAACCACAUUGUCAACAACACCCUCUGCGUCCGCUCCAUCUGAAACAUCCACUAGCGAGACAGUGGCCACAAGAGCUACUCACUCUGCAGUUGUAUCAACAUCUUCCAUGGAGAUAACGACAAGUGUCUCACUCUCCACACUACCUGAAACUUUCCCCAGUGAGACAACCCUAACAACAACUUCUCUUCACACUACCUUCAGUGAAUAUACAAAAAGUGAGACUCCCAUGGCAACGUCCCUUCCGAUCCUGAGCACUGAAUCCAUAUCCAUGAGCAGCGCUUCCAGCCCAAACUCCACGGCUGAGACCAGCACCCUCUCGGAGUCUGUCUCUACACCCAAUAUUUCUAGGCUGACCUCCACUGCUGGGGCAAGCACCGUCUCCGAGUCUGUCUCCACGCCCAGCACUUCCAGCCCAAGCUCUGUGACCGAGGAAAGCACCGUCUCCGAGUCCCUCUCCAAGUCCAGUGCUUCGAGUCUGACCUCCACAGCCGAGACCCACACUGUAUCCGAGUCUGUUCCCUCGUCCAGUGCUUCAAGGCCGACCUCCAGGGCUGAGACCCACAACAUCUCUGAGUCUGUUCCCUCGUCCAGUGCUUCAAGCCCGUCCUCCGCAUCCAAGGCCAGCAGUGUCUCUGAGCACCUCUCCACACUCAGCGGUUACAGCCCGAGCUCUGCGACCGAGGCCAGCACCAUGUCCGAGUCCGUCUCCACGUCCAGCCCUGCCAGCCUGACCUCUCCCACUGAGGCCACCACCAUCACACAGCCAGCCGUCUCUGAAUUCACCACCAGUGAGACAACCGUGACAUUGGUUCCUCCCCAUCCAACUGGGACUGAACUCACAAGUACGGAGACUACCAUGGCAAACACUCGUUCUCUUCCAGUGACAGAGACAUCCACACCCAAUGCGAUAAGAUCUUCCGUUCACACCACAAUGGAAACAAACAACAGUGAGACAACCUCACCCAUAUCCUCUCCACCACCAACGCUGACCAGCUCUUCCAUCCACAGCUCCUUCUUGACUUCUGUUUCUCAAACAACCCUUUCUGAAACCACCACAAAUGAAAAGACUCUGGCAACAACAGUUUCUGCUCCAGCUUCAACACAAUUUACCAACCGUGAAACUAUAUUUCCUGAGCACAGCCGAAAUUUCCACAAGGGAGGAAAGUCUGACGACUGUUUCCAAGUCUCCUCUGACAGCAUCGUCCAGUGA